Trichoderma harzianum CBS 226.95 is the source of this 489-nucleotide messenger RNA. RefSeq lists its product as hypothetical. The annotation marks the transcript as partial. The record is from RefSeq and is a predicted model, not a curated record. NCBI's taxonomy places the organism in Eukaryota, Fungi, Ascomycota, Sordariomycetes, Hypocreales, Hypocreaceae. The transcript has a single exon.
UUUCUCCUCAUCUCAUCUUCUCAACCGACACUACUCAUGGCUCCAGGCUACCGAUCGCCAUUUGAUCAUCCUCCAUCACUCAAACCCAUCCAUAACGCAGAUGUAAUGCCUCCAGCUCUAGCCAUCUUCCUCUGCGUGUCAACCAUUGUCUGCCUCGCACUCUUCAUCUUCUACACCGCCAACCAUCAUAAGCACCUCCAACACCGAGACGAUGCCUCCGUACCAGCGCAAGAGAUGGCCCUAAAUCAACCGUUCAUUCCGAAGAAUCUUGUUGUGAGGUCCGGUGAAGAUAUUCAGAGAGCAUUCAACAUCCGCGACGAGAGCCGCACCGACGAUCUGCAGCAGCCUUUACUUCCAGCAGAGAGAAAUAGCAAUCCACCAACGAAUGGUGUUGAAAUGGCUUCACGACGACAUUAUAAUGUAUAUAAAGAUUCAAUCCAUUGGCAUGGGAUCAACAUGUUGAAUACAUCCUGGGGGUGGAUGGCUUAG